Candidula unifasciata is the source of this 247-nucleotide messenger RNA. The record is from the annotation of a GenBank genome assembly. NCBI's taxonomy places the organism in Eukaryota, Metazoa, Mollusca, Gastropoda, Stylommatophora, Geomitridae.
AUGGCCGAAGACCGUCCAUCACUAACAGUUGUGACAAUGAAUACUACAAGUUUAAAUACAAUUGUCGGCGGUUUGUUAAGUGAGGAGUUGAGGUUAAUUUGCCAGUGGAUUAUAUAUACUGUAGUCUGUCAGUUCAUUGAUGUGUUUGGAAUUGCAACAAACAUUAUAAACAUCAUUUGUUUCAUUAAGCAAGGCUUCAAGGACUCAGUCAACAUUAGUUUACUAGGUAGUACAACUUUAGUCUUCC